Elaeis guineensis (African oil palm) is the source of this 1976-nucleotide messenger RNA. The record is from RefSeq and is a predicted model, not a curated record. Lineage: Eukaryota; Viridiplantae; Streptophyta; Magnoliopsida; Arecales; Arecaceae.
AUUGGUUGCCCUCCCAUGUCUUGGUUCGCUACAAGUAUACCUACGCCUGUCUCGCCCCCCCCUCUCUCUCUCUCUCUUUCUCUCGUUGUGUCCGUCUUUAUGUAUCCGUCUCUCUUGAUGGGUCCAGGUGCUCUCGAGGUGCCUCUCUGGGGGUAGAAUGUGAGUGAUGUCUCUCUUCUCUUCGCUGCGUUUUUCUUCUCUCUGUCUGAACUUUUUUGGUGUCUCUCUAUUUUCUUAGUGCUUACAAAGCCCUGCUUCUACGGUGAGUGAUGAAGCAGCUGGGCAUGAAAUACCAUUAGAGUUAGGCCGUGGCUGGGGAAGAGGAUUAGCUUUUAGAUUUGUUCUUUUUGGGUGUGUGGGGGUUGACCAUGAUGCAGGCCGCAAUCGCCUUCAAAAAUAAUGGAGGACUUGGCCAGAUUUCUGUCCCUCAGGCACCCCAGGCUACUCUGGUGCCUUGGUGGCUUGGAUCCCAACCACUCUAUGAAGAGCCUUUUGGACAAUCGAAGUCUUUUACUGAGAACCAUCCCAAUGGAGAGGACCAGUUACCUGCCGCUCCCCGACAAAUGCAUCAUGCUGUAGACCCCAGGCCAGGGCCGGGGCCGGGGCCGGGGCCGGGGCCGGAUAAAGGGGGUAAUAGUACGACUAAGUCCUCAGUAAUCCCAGACUCCAAUGAUUCAGGCAAAGAGCAGAAAACUGAGCAACAUUCUGCAGUCAUCUCUCUGCAGUCAUCUAUGCCUGAAUAUCAAGGUUGUUUUGAACUGGGACUUGGUCAAACUAUGGUUUGUUCCAAUUAUUCUUAUGUCGAUCACUGCUAUGGUCUGUAUGCACCAUAUGGAGCUCAAGCAAUGCAUGGGCGUAUGCUUUUGCCAUUGAAUAUGAGCACCGAUGGACCAAUCUAUGUGAAUGCAAAGCAGUUUCAUGGUAUCCUGCGUCGUCGACAGGCUCGUGCUAAGGCAGAGAGAGAGAACAAACGGACUAAAGUCCGGAAGUUUUCAUUUCUACAGCCAUACCUGCAUGAGUCACGUCACCUACAUGCUAUGCGCCGGGCAAGAGGCAGUGGUGGUCGCUUUCUUAACACAACAAAGGCAGGCACAGGACAAGGUGGUAACCUCAAUACCAAGGUGAGAGUUGAGGCGCCUCCCCCUCGUCCUGCUGCAUGUCCAAGAUCUGAAGUCCUGCAAUCUGAUAGCGGGAAUAUCAUCUCAGCAAGUGGUAGCUCAAGCUUAUCAGGAUCGGAGGUUUCGAGCAUGUAUGCUCGGGAGGAUGAUCACUUCCAGGUCAUUGAGCGUCUUCAUCCAUCUGGUUCCCACCCUAUGUCUAAUAUGAUGGAUGGAGUGCAUGGUGCAAGUAUCCACAUGAAGUGGGUGACAGCAGCUGAUGGCUGCUGUGACCUCCUUAAAGUCUGAUGACGGUGAUACUGGGGAGGGGUGGCUGUCAAUUGUAGUAUUUGCUUCUUCGGGCUGAAGAUGGGUACUCAGCUUGAGAGUAAUGCUGCACCAUAUUGAAUCCCCUCCAAAGCUUUCGACCAAAUGGAAGAGCUGGCUGCACUUUCAUUCUGCUUGCGAAGCCAGUUCUGGUUCAGGGAUUGUCCCUACCAUCAUUUGGUCAUUUUCUGAAGGCAAUUCAUUCUUGGCUUACGUCUUUCUCAUCGCUCAACGGUUCCUGGAACUCUAGCAGCCUUGGGAAAGUCUUCUAUCUGUAAAAAGGACAUCUGCAGCGUUCAUCCCUGUCAGUGCUGGUACUUAGAAUAGGAACCAAAAUUCUGGAGUGGUAAUGUUUGUAACCAUGAUAUGGCUGGAUAGCUGGUGCCUUUGAGGGAGAUUGCUUAAGGUCAGGCAUUCAAGUUUUGAAUCCUGAGCUUUGGUAAUAUGUAGCUUUAUGUGUGGAAACUAGUUUGGUUGUUUGAUGUCAUAUGGCAUUGUUCAUGGUAUGAUUAUUUACUUUUGAAGCCCUUAGUAUCUAUCACCUGUUGUUCA